AUGGCCUCUCCGGUAAACUCUGACGCCAAAUACUACUUGCGCCUUUCCGGAGACCCAGAAUCUGCCGCCACUGGUCAAGUUGGUGUUGGGGUUGUAUUAAGUGCUACGGCUGAAUCAGCUCUGCUUGACUGGAUCCCAGUCAACAGCCGACUAUGUGCAGUCAGACUAAGAGGUUCAUGUAACGUAAGCAGGCGUCGAGAUGUUAAGCGUGCCUUAUUUGUCGUCUCCGCCUACGCCCCUACAGACUGCAGCCCGGAUGCAGUUAAAGAUAGCUUUUACCAACAACUACAUGAACUUCUGCGUUCCUCCAAACGGACGGAUAUAGUCAUUCUUGCCGGGGACUUUAACGCACGGGUUGGCCACCUUCUACCAAGUGAGCACCACAUUGGGGGUAGUUUUGGUCUCGGUGGCAGUCGAUCAGACAAUGGAGACAGACUACUUGCUCUUUGCUCUGAUCAUCGCUUGUUUCUUUCGAGCACUAGUUUUCGACACUCGAGGAGACAGACUGCUACCUGGCGCCCGCCCUCACAAACGCAAGAGUGCUCCCAGCUUGACCACAUAGCAAUCAGCUACAGAUGGCGCGGAAGCGUAACGGACUGCCGAUCGUACUGGUCAACUUUUCUAGACUCUGAUCACGCAUUGGUUCGUGCUAAGAUUUGCAUGCGUUUCGGAGGAUCACCUAAGCGCGCCCACUACCGACCGGACGUCGCGAAUCUACAAAACGCUGCGGUUUUAACCAGGUACCAAGCCUCACUGUCAACUUUGCUUGGCUCAACUAUUGACGGUGAUCUCGAUUCGCAGUGGGCGCAUAUCAAAGAUGCGUUAGUUUCCGCCAGUAUCGACACUUGUUUAGUUACCCGUCACCCACCGAAACAUUGGAUUUCCGCCGACUCCUUGUCGCUGAUGGACAGAAGCCGCUUGAUCCCAUCGGAUUCCAGACACGUUGAAGAACGCCAAUACCUUGGUCGAGAGUUGCGCAGGAGUCUGCAAAUGGACCGCGAAGCUUGGUGGUGUGAACGUGCUAGGGAGAUGGAGCUUGCUAGUCUCUCUUGUAAUACCAGGAAACUCUUCCAUCUCCUUCGAGUCACCGAAGGUGUUGGAUCUGGUAUAAGUGAAACAAUAUGCGAAGCGGAUGGCACCUUAAUCACCAACCUUCAAUGA
Messenger RNA from Dicrocoelium dendriticum, 1161 nucleotides. NCBI's taxonomy places the organism in Eukaryota, Metazoa, Platyhelminthes, Trematoda, Plagiorchiida, Dicrocoeliidae. The record is from the annotation of a GenBank genome assembly.